AUGGCAGCUGCCUUGGCAAGCGCUGAGGGCAAGGAUCUUGAGCAGAAGAUCAAGUCUGAGAAAGAUUGGCGCCAUCAGUACCAUGUUCACUUGGACGCCCUGAUCGAGCGGACGCUGAGAAUACAGGAUGGGACUGCGCUGCAAGACAUCCUGAAAACCGGCCUUGAGAAGGCACGCGCGAUGCAGUUCGAGUGCGCUGAUGGCAAAUAUGUCGCUUUAAGUGCAGCCAUGUCAGCACCAAGUGUGAAGUUUCAGACUGUCACAGUGCAGGGAGAUGGUGCUCCCACAGAGAGAUUUUUCCUGCCGUAUGGCGGAAGGCAUCUGAGUGGAGAAGAGCUCGACUCGCAGUGCGACAAGUGGGCCGACUAUGGGACAAUGGAACCAGACUGUGCUGCAGCCAUAAAGAUCGGCGCGAGACAGCUGGGCAGCCUCGCCGGCAGGACUUUUCUUGUGCUCGGCGCAGGGUCCGAACUCGGGCCGGUGCGACCGUUGUUGCAGGCUGGUGCAACCGUAGCUGCCGUCGCGACUCGCCGGCCCAAGCGAUGGGCGGACUUGAUCGCCUUCGCUAAAAAGUCAGCCGGGAAGUUGCUGGUGCCAGUCUUGGGCAACCAGCCUGCCAACGAUGAGGAUCUCGCAGCUGUUGCUGGAGCUGACCUGCUAGCCGAAGCGCCAGCAGUGGUCGACUGGAUGCGACGUGUGGCCAAGGAGGCGCCUGGCAAGGUGACUCUUGGAACCUACCUGUAUGCAGAUGGUGAAGCGAAUGUGCGACUCACCGUUGCAGCCGACUACGCGGUGGAUGCUCUGAAACCACUUGGAACUGACAAAGUCAGUUUCGCCUACCUUGCGAGCUGCGGCACAUCGACCGCGAUUCCUGCGGAGGCGCUUCAAGCGCAAGAGCGGAUCUUCCAGACCUCUAGCCAAUGGGCAAAGAUGUUCGGCAAGAGACAACACACCAGCGACCUGGGCGGCUCACGUGCAUUCCUCAGCGCCUUCGAAGUGUUGCAGGGGCCGAACUAUGCGCUGGCACAGAUGAUGCGUCAAUGGCGUGCUGCUUUGCUCCACGCCGAGGGCUUCGUAGUGUCAAGUCCAAUGGCACCCAUGUGUCGCACAGAGAGCGUAGUGCACAACACUACAAUGGCAGUGUUGCUGGAGGGCUUGGCCUACUGGGCUCCGCUAGAGAGCUACGAUGCAGAAACCGGCCGCAUGGCCAUGUUCGCCUUGCUCAUAUCAGAUUUGCAGGAAGAGCCACCAACGCUGGCCUCGCCUCUCCAUAUUGUGACGCGGAAGUCGUUUCACUCCGGAAUUUGGCGGGCCCCCUUUGCGAUGGCCAGUCUUGGCAAAUCCACUUGGUUUCUGGGCAAGGUGGCUCCGAAGAGGACAGCUAAUUAG
Messenger RNA from Symbiodinium sp. CCMP2592, 1389 nucleotides. Lineage: Eukaryota; Dinophyceae; Suessiales; Symbiodiniaceae. The record is from the annotation of a GenBank genome assembly.